AAAUGCGACUGCUCGACAACCGGAAGUGUGCGACAACAGUGCAAUGUACUGACUGGUGAGUGUCUAUGUCAGACCGGAUACACGGGCGAAAAAUGCAACAAAUGCGAUCACGGAUAUUACGGAUAUCCGAAAUGCAGAAGGUGCAGCUGCGAUCUACGUGGAACGGACACGAAUUCCGGCAUUUGCAACGCUGAAGGUUUAUGCCAAUGCAACAGCGAUGGAUCAUGCCCUUGCAAGGCAAACGUCGGUGGAAAGCUUUGCAAUCGAUGCAACAACGGAACUUUCGGUUUGCACGAAGAAAAUCCCGAUGGAUGCACUAAGUGCUUCUGCUUUGGAAGAUCUUCGUCUUGCGAUGAAGCCGGGUUUACUUGGAGGAAGAUCAGGGGAGAAAACAGAACGUUGACUGUUGAUUUCACUGGAUCACCGGUUAGGUCGAAGAGAAGUAAAUAUUUUUCGAACGACAUCGUGGAUCUGAACAGCUUCGAGGAGUUGCCAUUAGCACCUGCGAAUUUAACGAAAACUUACGAUCGAUACGAGAACCCAAUAUAUUGGCGGCUUCCCGUUAAAUUUAACGGAGACAAGAUAUUAUCGUACGGUGGAUAUUUGCGCUUCGUUUCGGAAACCGUGGACGCAACCGAAGCAGAUGUUUUCGCCAGUUAUCCAUUGGUGAGAAUCGAAGGAAACGGUUUCAAAAUAAUCAAUAAUCAAUUGACCAAUCCAACAAACGGCAACUACGAAAUCCGCUUACAUGAAUCGCUCUGGAAGAGGAUCCAUUCGGAACAUACGGUUGUUACCAGGAAGAUUCUAAUGCUGACGUUACAGAACGUCACAGGGAUCUUCAUUAAAGCAACGGAUUUCGCAUCUUUCCAUAAGCUCAAUUUGUCUUCAUUGAGUUUGGAUACAGCCGACGAUGUUCCUGGAAGACCACCUCCACUUGCUUUGGGCGUCGAGAAAUGCGUGUGCGACCCAAAAUAUACCGGACCGUCCUGCCAGAACCCCAACGUAGGUUAUUACAGGAAAAGACCGGUGAAUCCCGACCAUCAAACUAUUAACAUUGACGCAAUCAUCGGUAUAUCGGUGCCUUGCAUGUGCAAUAGUAGAUCAUCAAUAUGCGAUUCGGAAACUGGUCAUUGUCUGGAUUGUUUAAAGAACACUGCUGGUAAAGCUUGCGACGUUUGCUCGGAAGGAUUCUAUGGGAAUCCGAUGACUCCUAAUGGGGAAUGCAAACCUUGCGCUUGUCCGAGCAUCAAACAGAAUUUUGCGAAAAGCUGCACUCCAAAAUCUAGGAACAAAUUCUCUUGCGAAUGCAAAGAUGGAUAUACUGGUCCGAUGUGCAACUCUUGCAAAGCUGAGUUCUACGGUAAACCCAACGUUGAAGGAGGAAGUUGCAAACCGUGCGAUUGCAACAGGGAAGGAUCAUUGCACAAUAUUUGCAACGCAAUCACCGGACAAUGUCUAUGCAAAAAGGGAAUCACAGGUUUGAAAUGCUCGCAGUGCGAGGAAUCUAGGCAUAUCCUAGAAAACAACAAAUGUACUCAAUGUGACGACUGCAUUCAAAUCUUAUUGGAUAACAUCGAUGAUAUGUCCAACGAUUUGAUGAUCAAUACCAUGCAUCUUCAGAAUGGUACGCUGCAACCGCCUUGGCAAAGUUUACAUAACACGAAAAAGCGCUACAUUAAUCUGGAAGAUCUUCUGGAAGAUUACGAUGCGAACCGUGAGCAGAUCACUUCGUUUAUCAAAAAGGACGAAGUGAACGAUUUGGAAAGGGACAUCGCUUUAUUGGAAAAGAAUGUGGAUGAGAAAAGUGAUAAUUUGAGCGACGUAAAGAUAAAGGCUACGAGAAAUUACGAAACCGCCACGAAAUUGGCUAAAGAUAUUAAGGAAACGAGGCGCGAGUUGAACGAUGUUAUUACGUCUUUAAAGAGCUUCGGUAAGAACAAAAUCGAUUUAGAGGCAGCUUUGGAGAAGGGCAAUAAGUUGUUGAAGGAUAUCGAGAAGAAGCAGAAAAUCAUAAGUGGUUACGCGAAGAAAAGCGAUUCGACUUCAAAAUUAUGCAAGAAGGUCAACGAUAUGGCGAAACAUCUAUUAUCCAGAAAAUUCCCAGAUCCGAGCGAACUCAGAUCAAAGAUCGAUAAUUUGAAUAUGAGAUUAAGUGAUAUGGAGAUGUUAAUCAAUGAUAUACGUAUAAAGAACGAUUUGACAACUAGGAAAACCAUGCAGAAUGAGGAGGAUUACAAUAGUAUUUCUAAAUUACUGAUGGAAAUGAACAGAGACUACGCAGAUGUAACAAAGAAAAUUGAAGAGAACAAUGAGCAGGUCAAGGCGACACACGAUAUUUUGAACAAAUUGCAAGAGAACUACGACAUAUUCACUGAGCACUUCGACGAGCUUUACGAUCUGAAUAGGAGGCUUGAAAGCCGCGAAGAGGAGUUGGAUAAAACCAUCGAUAAUCUUACAGAAUACAGGAAUCAGAUUGCGAAGCACGUGGAGAGUUUGGAGAAGAACAUCACGGAAUACAAUACGUUGUUCAAUUUCACUACCAAAGAGAUGGAUGCUUUGGCGGCAAGCAAAGGUUUCAAAAUCAUUAUGCAGACUUUGAAAGAAGCCAACAGAACUGUGCAUGAAGCACGAUCCGAGUUCGAAGAUAUCCUGAAGAACAGUUUGGUACCGGAUGGCACUGAUAGCAUUUACGUAAAUACAUCAAUUGCGAACGCCAACUCGGAACGACUUGUCAAGAGGGUUGAAAAUCGUAUGAAACAAAUCGCCGAAGCUCGGAUGAAGUUGCACAGGCAAAUUCCUGAUAUUGAAGGAAACAACUGGAGGAACGGUAUUAACAACAACGAGUUAUCAGAGAAAGUUAGGCAGAUGCUAAGGAACAACAAGAGCAAAAUUAAUAUAGAAGAUAUCAUAGAGCAGGCAAACAGUCAUAGUAUAAACAUGAGGAAUAUCUAUAAAGAAGCAAUGAACAUCAAUGUUACAAUGCAGCACGAUCUGAUCAAGAAAUACGAGAAGUGCAAAAAUCUCACAUCACCAGAAAAUACCAAGAAAAUUCAGGAAGAUAUGCAUUUAGUUAAAAUUCUUGGUAUUAACGCAACUGCAGCUCAAAAGAAUAUCAUGUCUUUAGAGCGUCAAAUGACUGAGGUGAAGCAACAAAACGAUGAGAACUUCAACAGAGACCGGUCCAAGUUGGAGCAGAGACUCGCUAAAUUGAGAAACACCAUCCUCAAAACUGAACAAAUAGCCUCAACGAUUUUUGUGGCCAUCAGCGGCGAUGAUUGCUCUCGUUCCUACAAACUAAUUAACUUGGAACCAUCCGUGCAAACAGACGUAAAGGUUCUAUUCGUUAAAGAUGAUUUUGUUGGUGAUCUGUUUACAAUCAAGAAUCAAGAGCAGUACAUGAAUUUGAAAAUCGAUGAAACACAAGCACAUCUUCAUUGGAAAUUUGGCAAAACCGAGCAUCAACUCGUUGCGAAUAUCAACAAUGCCGAUAACGAAGUUUUAAUUCAUAGAAUGGGAAGUAGCAUGCACCUAACUGUAAACGGUAAAAACCAGAUGAAAGAGUUGGAGUCCGAUAUAUUUGAUUUGAAUCCAAAUAAUUUGCUAAGGAUCGGAAUGGAUUAUAACAAUAAAGUAACUGGGAUUCCGGGAUGCUUGAAAGAGCUUGCUAUUAAUGGUCAGAAGGUUGGAUUCUGGAAUUUCGUGAAGACUCAAGGAAAUUGCGCGGCCUGCCAAAAGAAUAAUACCGGAAUAACCGGGAAUAUUAAGUAUAGGUAUAACGGUAAUGGAUAUGCAAUAACCGUAGCUCCGGAAAGAGUCAAACCCCAACAAAUCAACAUCAAGUUCAAAAUUUGGACAUUUGACGAAGAUGCGCUUCUAUUAGUGGCCUAUCACGAUGAUAGCUACAUCAAUAUAUCUCUGCAAAAAGGGCGGAUAGCUUUCGAAAUGCACUACAAGAAUUCGACGAUAGAACCUCUAAUUGUUAUUACCAAAGAGAAAUACAAUAACGGAAAGCAGACUCAGAUUGUUUUCGAAAAGGAAUUUAAGAAGAUGUUCGAUCUCAUAAAAUGCACUGUGACUGGUGAAAAGGUAGAGAAUCUCAGCAACACAAGGACCGGAGUCCGACCGAAUGACCUCUUUAAGAUUAAAAAAGCCAAUUUGACCUUUGGAGGAAUUCCGCCCGAUAGCAGCUUCUUCUCUCAAUUUGCUCAUAUACCGCCGUUCUUGGGGAUUUUAGGUGAAAUUACCACUGAUGGCACUCCUUAUAAUCUUCAAGAAACGGCUAAUUAUGGUAUAGAGCUGCAGAGUGAUGAUAGGGUCAAGUAUUCACAAAUUUUAUUCAGUGAGGGUAAUUACGUGAAAUUGAAAACUACUGCGAACACUAUCACCAAUUUCUCGUUUGUACUACGAACGGAGGUGUUGGACGGUUUUGUGAUGAACCUGGUUAUAGAUGAAGAAGUUGUGCUGCAGUUCACAUUGGAAAACGGGAAAUUGGUUGUUUCUCAAGCAGGUUCCCCAUCAAAAUUACUGACCAUUGAGCCAAUCAACGAUGAUAAAUACCAUCUGAUUCAGUACAUCAGACAGAAGACCAACUCUAAAUUAGUACUCGACAGUGUGCAGCAGAUGAAAGCUAAAACACAACAUUCUCAAACUGGAAGUGAAAUUAUUUUAAACAUCGGUGGACUCGAGAAUAAAGCCAAUAAAUUUGAAGGACUCGUGAAGGAUGUUUCGUUGAAUAACAAUUUGAUCACCGUCAAUAGGGAGACUUAUGUUAAUAGCGAUGGGGCGAAAAUCGGAAGAUCGAAGCCCCAAAAUCUUGAGAAACAAGAGGAAAGUGACGAAGAGAGCGGAAUGGAAAAUGCGACGAUGGAAGACAUGCAACAGAUUGAUGGAUGCGAAAAGAUCAGCUAUAGUUUGGAGCCGAACGCCAUCAAAUUUGGAGAUGCGCCCAACAGUUUUGUGCGUAAAAUGUUAAAGGAUAGCUUCUGGAAACGCGAGUUUAAGAUCGAGUUCGAAUUCAGGACGUUCUACAAGAACGGUCUAUUGAUUUUGGCGCAGGGACCCAAUGACUAUAAUUUGUUGGAAAUUAAGAACGGUAAAGUCGAGUUCCGAAUGCAUGGUAAGAGGAAGAAGCAACUGUCGAGUACUUUAAAAAUUGACGACGGUAAUUGGCAUCACGUUGUAAUUCAGUACGCCGCUAAAACUAUGAAGAAUAAGAGGAAGUUUAUGGAAUUGGAAGUUGAUGGAGUAAUGCAGAAGGUUAAAGCUCCGCCGAGCAGAGUUACCGGAAGCCUGUACUUCGGGGACACUGAUGAACGGAAAGUGAUGGAUAAACUUCAACCAUUCCGAGGUUGUUUACGUUCGUUGAAGAUUAAUAAUGUUCCUCAAAGUUUGAUCAAUGACAAGACUACUGUUCAUCAUAAUAUAGGUCAAUGUUUCCCGAACAUAGAGAAAGGAUCCUACUUCAGGGGAGAUUCCUACGCGUUGUACAAACGCUACUUUGGCUUGUCGAAUUCGCUCGAGUUCAGUUUCAAUUUCCGGACGACCGAACAGAAUGGUGUUUUAGUGAGCAUAUCGAACAUCGGCAAUUCUCCGGCUUUGUCGAUCGAACUGCAAAAUGGAGCUAUCGUUAUGUCCGUCGACAUGGGAAGCAGAUCCGUGACGAAUGUUACCAAUAACUUACCAAAAUUCACCAUUUGCAACAACAAGUGGCACCACGUAGCCGCAAAGCUGUCCACCGAAUUGACCGUAAUUGUUGAUGGAGUCGAGAAGAGUUGGGUGCUAUCCGACAUGGGUCUUUCUGAGCAAAUCGAGGCACCCUUGUAUAUUGGAGGAUUACCAGAUUCCGCUCCAGAUGGAACGCUAAAGAUACGUGAAAAUUUCAAAGGAUGCAUCAACAAUUUAACGAUCGGUUCGGACGUCGUCGAUUGGAUCGAUAUGGAGGAAUUGAACAAUGUUUCGCUCAACUCUUGUCCAGUUAUAUUACAGUAAAAUACCAAAAAGAAGAAAAACAAACUAAACACUAGAGGCAUACCCAACGGUUGAUGCCUUGAUUGUAGACAGUGGAAGAGGAUUAAAAGUAUUAAAAUUCAUACAAAUGUA
Nicrophorus vespilloides is the source of this 6099-nucleotide messenger RNA. Its product is annotated as laminin subunit alpha-1-like. The transcript has 16 exons. The record is from RefSeq and is a predicted model, not a curated record. The annotation marks the transcript as partial. NCBI's taxonomy places the organism in Eukaryota, Metazoa, Arthropoda, Insecta, Coleoptera, Silphidae.